AUGGAGGAGCAGACGCUGGUGCGGCAGACGGGCAACGCGCACAACGAGAUGGCCAAAGUGCUGAUGGACCAGCUGUCGGAGAUGCCGGCACUCACUGCCUGGUCUGCCGCGCAAUUUGAAGAGCAGAAGCAAAUGGCGUGUGCGCAUUUCUUCCGCGCGCUGGCGGCGUUUCGCAACCUGCGGGACCGCGUGAACCAGGCCGUCAUCAACUGCAACCUGGCCAAGCUCAUGCGCAUCAGUUACGCGCGCAACCAACUCCACAUGAACGCGCAGGAAGCACAGCGUGCACGUCGUCGUGGCGGUGGUGGUGGCGAUGGUGGUGGCAGUGGCGCAGUGCACGGUGCAAGCAAGGACAAGUCAGCACGGCCAUCAGCAUCAGAACAACCCGACGCCCACACGGACACGAAAGCCAGCACCAACGACGACGAUGGCGAUGGUGGUGAUGGUGAUGAUGGUGCCAGUCCCCAUGCUGUCGCGUCAACCGCUGACCGCAACUGCACAUGCACGCCAUCCAGUACUACCAGCAGGCGAAGGACUGCCUUGCGCGCCGCGCCGUGCACCCGCAGUUGUGGGACCCAGAUCCAGCUUGAGCUGGGCGGCACGCAUCUUGGGUUUGCGGCGCUGCUGGCGAGUGCUGCCCCCGGCCUUCGCGACGAUACGCACGUGGACUCGUACCUCAACAGCGCCAUCGCCAUCUUUGCAGACAUCAGCCGCAACCUCACGUCCGCGCCCGCCACCGCCGGCCGGCACGACAACGCGGCGUGGAUCAGUGCAAUGCGUCGCGCUGUGUCGCUGAAGCUCGGGGAGGCGCACCAUCGCCUUGGUCUCGUGCACCGGCGGUGGGCGGCGGCGGCAGCACGCACUGCAGCCAGCAAGGCGAGCAAGGUGGCAGAGAACCACCUCAACAAGGCGCUGUCGUACUACGCCAUGUACCCGGACGAAACGGCCGGGCUUGUGCUGCAGGUGCACUUUGAACGGGCCACGCUGCACAGCAGCGCGCACGGCCGGCACAGCGGCAGCCCCAAUGUUGGUGCGUUGAAGCGAAGUCUGCGGGACUUGCUUGCAUGCAAGGACGCCCUGGCCACAUAUUGGACGGUUGUUACUCAAAAGUACACACCACAACACGGAAAGAAGCAGUUGCUAUGGCACGAAUGA
Messenger RNA from Salpingoeca rosetta, 1155 nucleotides. RefSeq lists its product as uncharacterized. The transcript has 3 exons. Lineage: Eukaryota; Choanoflagellata; Craspedida; Salpingoecidae. The record is from RefSeq and is a predicted model, not a curated record. Bases 1 to 1155 code for a protein of 384 amino acids.